Brassica rapa (field mustard) is the source of this 1039-nucleotide messenger RNA. Its product is annotated as probable calcium-binding protein CML35. The record is from RefSeq and is a predicted model, not a curated record. NCBI's taxonomy places the organism in Eukaryota, Viridiplantae, Streptophyta, Magnoliopsida, Brassicales, Brassicaceae. Gene Ontology annotation, molecular function: calcium ion binding.
AAAAUGAUGAACGAAUGAAUGAAUAUGAUAAGUAUAGGUAUAUAGUAAGUAUCAAGCAAGAACCAUUCUCUCCACGAAGCUUCGCGGAAGCUGCCAUGGCUUCCCCUCUUCCUCGCCCCCAUUUAAUACCAUCCUUCCUCGCUCUUUCCUCCUCACACCAAACAACACACUAACAUACACAUCAUCUCCUCUCUCUUCUCUUAUCUCCUCCGCUAUGAAGCUCGCCACUAGCCUCAGCUCCAAGUUCCUCCGCCUCAGCCCUAAACGUAUCUUCCGCUCCAAGUCCAAGUCCUCCGUUUCCAGAUCCGAACCUUCUUCCUUCAGCUCCGGUGCUUCUUCCGACGGCUCCUACAGCGACCUCAAGCCAGGUCCCGCGGCUACUCCCGUCAGUGUCCUCCCCGGAGAACAAGAUUUUUACUCCGAGCUGAUACAGGCCUUUAAGCUCAUAGACCGCGACGACGACGGUGUGGUUUCAAGAAAAGAACUAGCUGCGCUGCUUAGCGGGCUCAGUCCUGAGCCUCCGAGUCAAGAAGAGGUUACUCUGAUGCUUCAAGAAGUCGAUGGAGGAGGAGACGGUUGUAUCAGCCUCGAGGAGCUUGCUAGCCGCGUGGCGGGAACCUCCUCUGACUCUGAUGAAGGCUCCGUCGAGAUGAGGGAGGUGUUUGAGUUUUUUGACCUGGAUCACGACGGGAGGAUAUCGGCGGAGGAGCUGCAUAGAGUUUUUGGAGUUAUCGGAGACGAGCGGUGCACGUUAGAGGAGUGUGUGCGUAUGAUAGCGACGGUUGAUGGGAACGGUGACGGUUUUGUUUGCUUUGAUGACUUUUGCCGCAUGAUGGAAGCUUCAGGCUCCAGCGAUGAGUGAUCAUCAUUGAGUCAUGUUUGUAUGAUUGAUGAUAAUGACAUCGUUAUGCUCUCCUUUGUUUACACAUUAUUUUUUACUAUUACUGUAAUUUGGGUAUAAUUUUGUCACGGCAAAGCACUUCAAAUUUUUACCGUCAAGAAUCAAUCAAUCACUAUACCAGUGUGUUCACGUGUUCUA